This is a messenger RNA of Pedinophyceae sp. YPF-701, 675 nucleotides long. Lineage: Eukaryota; Viridiplantae; Chlorophyta; Pedinophyceae. The record is from the annotation of a GenBank genome assembly.
AUGGUCGUCAGAGGCUUCUUGAGUCGCCCGCUUCCAAGAGCGGCGCUGACGAGCGGCGCUCUGAUGGCCGUCGGGGACGUCGCGGCGCAGCUGGUCACCGCCCACACGCGCAAGGGCAGCACGCUCGUGAAGCGCAAGGGCGACAAGAUAGAGCUGCCCGACAUACAGUUGCCAAAACUGGACUUGAAGCUCUCGUCGCUGCAAGGCGCGCUCGACUCCCUGCGCAGGACCGCGCAGACGCUCGACCUGGACCGCACGGCGCGCUUCGCUCUCGUCGGCGUCACGCUGCACGGCCCCUUCUUCCUGUUCGGGUUCAAGUGGCUCGACGCCGUCAACGUCGGGCCGCCAGGGACGCUCCGGACCGCGAUCUCCAAGUCCCUCCUCGGACAGGUGACACUGUUCCCGGCGUAUCUUUCGGCGUUCAGCGCGUACAUGGGGUACCUCGAAGGUCUGCGCGGGCAGGAGAUCUACGACAAAUGGCGCAGCUUCAUCUGGCCGACGUUCCGCACAGGGUGCAUCAUCUGGCCGCCCGCGAACGUGAUCAACUUCGCCAUGGUGCCCCCCUCGGGCCGCGUCCUUUACAUCAACUGCGUGGGCAUUAUUUGGAACACCAUCCUGUCGUACAUGAACGCGUCCUCCGGCAAGGCCCCCCAGGCGCAGCAGGCGGCGCGAUGA